Abrus precatorius (Indian licorice) is the source of this 1638-nucleotide messenger RNA. RefSeq names its product uroporphyrinogen decarboxylase 1, chloroplastic. Bases 127 to 1353 code for a protein of 408 amino acids. Gene Ontology annotation, molecular function: uroporphyrinogen decarboxylase activity. Gene Ontology annotation, biological process: porphyrin-containing compound biosynthetic process. The record is from RefSeq and is a predicted model, not a curated record. Lineage: Eukaryota; Viridiplantae; Streptophyta; Magnoliopsida; Fabales; Fabaceae. The transcript is spliced from 6 exons.
GUGUUGGCGCGUGGGUCUCACAGGGGUGGCCAGGUCCCCACCGUGAGAGUCUGUGGAAGAAGAAGCUGAGUUUGAGAAAGAUAAGGAAAUUAACAAAGGAACCCUCUUUCAUCUCUUCACACCCUCAUGGCUAGUACUUCCAUUAACAGUGGUCUGGGGUGGAAAUCUUCCUGCUUGUUCGUACAAUCCAAUCGGUUCAACGUUGUUUUGCCUCCUUUCAAACCAAAACCCCCCCUUACCAAGUUUUCUCUCACUUGCUCUGCCACCUCCUCUUCUUCUGAUCCACUCUUGGUUAAGGCUGCUAGGGGAGAUCCUGUGAGUCGCCCUCCGGCGUGGAUGAUGCGCCAAGCAGGAAGGUACAUGGCUGUUUACAGAAAGCUUGCUGAGAAAUAUCCAUCCUUCCGAGAGAGGUCAGAGACAACUGAUCUCAUUGUGGAAAUUUCUUUGCAGCCUUGGAAAGCUUUCAGGCCUGAUGGAGUAAUUAUUUUCUCUGAUAUCCUUACACCUCUACCUGCAUUUGGAGUUGAUUUUGACAUAGAAGAAGCACGUGGACCUGUUAUACAUUCACCCAUUCGUACUGAGGAGGGAUUAAAGACUUUGCAUCCAAUUGAUCUUGACAGGCUUAGAUUUGUCGGAGAAUCACUUAAGAUGCUGCGCCAGGAGGUUGGUGGUCAUGCUGCAGUUUUGGGUUUUGUGGGAGCUCCUUGGACAAUAGCAACAUAUAUUGUUGAAGGGGGUACAACACGUACAUAUACAAUCAUUAAGAGCAUGUGCCACACAGCACCACACUUAUUGAGGACUUUGCUUUCUCAUUUGACACAAGCCAUAGCUGAUUACGUUAUUUUCCAAGUUGAGUCUGGGGCUCACUGCAUACAAAUAUUUGAUUCAUGGGGUGGACAACUACCACCUGAAAUGUGGGAACGCUGGUCAAAGCCUUAUAUCAAAGAGAUUGUAAAUUUGGUCAAGAAAAAAUGCCCUGGAAUACCAAUUGUUCUUUAUAUAAAUGGAAAUGGUGGCCUUCUCGAGCGUAUGAAAGACACAGGAGUUGAUGUUAUAGGUCUAGACUGGACGGUGGAUAUGGCAGAUGGAAGAAGAAGAUUGGGCAGUGGGAUAGGUGUGCAAGGAAAUGUGGACCCUGCCUACUUAUUCUCCCCUCUUCCUGCCCUUGCUGAAGAAAUUCAGAGGGUUGUGAGGUGUGCGGGACCUAGACGGCAUAUCCUUAAUCUUGGUCAUGGUGUUCUUGUUGGCACACCUGAAGAAGCUGUUGCACAUUUCUUUGAAGUGACUAGGAGCUUGCAGUUUGAUACACUUUUUCAAAAUAAUACUGCAAAAGAUCCUAAUCUCGUAAUUUAAGGACAAAUGCAAUUAGUGUGCCACUUGUUUUACUUUGCCUGAGGAAGAGUGUAGGAUUAGUCCUUCCUGAUUCUUAUGAUCAAGAGUAUGAGGAUUUGCACAUUGCUGUAUCGGCUAACUAGAUCAAGUUGUGAUUUCACAUUCUGCUGUAUUUAUAAUUGAAUAUGAUAAAUUAAUAAGAGAAUUUCUUCCAAUUGUUUAUUUUUGGGUAAAUGCCCUGUGUUUGUACUAAUAAUUUAUUUCAGAGAAUUAUCAAUUAAUUUAUAAGUUAUCAUGGCGUUCUGG